AUGUUACAGGAAUCAAUAGAGCCAGAGAUAGAAGAAAAGACCAAUGAUAGCGUUGAGACUACUAGGAAGACUACAGAAAAUGAAGACGACGAGAUCAAGAUUCACACGGAAUUAGCAAUAAAACACUUACGCGUAACGCCAGCAACAAGAGUCGAACAACAAGAAGAACUUCUUCAGUUUAUCGCUCGCAAGGAACGCCGAAUUCUCGAACUCAAGGAAGAACUUGCUCGUCAAGAAGAGGAAUUAAACCUUCUAAAAGAACAAUGGGAAACAAUAACGCUCGAAGAGAAUGAUAUCGAUAAUAGAGCUUCUUCCGAUAUCGAUGAUAUGUUCUCGCUUGGGUCUGAUAUAUCUGGUGAUGAGGACGAGGAUGACGGGAAGAAGAGAGAAAAUGCGAAGGAACGUGGAGACGAGACUGUCGGAGGGAAAAAGGGCAUUGCGUUCGGUUUGGGGAACGGAGUCGGAAAUGGGUUCAAGGGGAUAUUUGGAGGCGGUGCCGAGAAAGAAAGGAGACGCGAAACUUUAUCUAAUAUACGCUCGGCUGUCAUAGAAGUAACGGAUUCUGAGCGAUUCAAGCAGACACGACAAAAGACAUAUGAUCUUACCGCUAAAGCGUGGGGAAAUUUGAGUAAAGGAAUUUCUAAUCUAGCCCAUUCUGAGGCGCUUCGAAAUGCCCGCCGUAGAACAUAUGAGACUGUGCACACGUUCAAUGAUAAACUUGCAUCACCAACCACUCGGCCAACAACAAAUGCGACAAAUACUGCAGCUGCUAGUCUUCGCAAAAUUUCCGAGUAUUCCAUUUCAAGGACUCCGCCGGACGUUACUCAUGAAGACGAUUAUAAGGAAGACGAAAGGAAGUACGAUAUUGUGGUUGCAGAGUCACCGAUCGAUGAUCCUAAUAGUAGUAUUGGUCAGGAGUUUAUUAUUGGAGAAGAUUAA
This is a messenger RNA of Paraglomus brasilianum, 939 nucleotides long. The record is from the annotation of a GenBank genome assembly. Lineage: Eukaryota; Fungi; Glomeromycota; Glomeromycetes; Paraglomerales; Paraglomeraceae.